CCUAUAAAACCUCUUUCCACCCAUCACCACCAACUAUAUAUGAUACAUCUAGCCUCCAAAUGGGUCUAGAAGGGACAAGUUUUGGCCAAGUGGAGAUGAUAGCAUAUGGAGACCAUUGGGGCCCUGGAAGUGUUAUGAGUGGUGUGGGCCCAGGAGGGAUAUUUUAUGAGAAAGGGUGGAUGGACAUGACGAAGAUUAAGGGUAAUGAGCAAAUGGUGGAAGAUGUGGACCAUCAAAAUCUUGAAAACAUCAUGAGUAAGGCAUGGCAAACAAAAAUGUGCUAUAAUACAGGAGGAAGGAUGGUGAUCACAGAGAUUGGAGCACAACAAAAUAAGAUGGAUAAUGAAGGCCAUCUUGGAAGGGCCAUGAGAGAGGUAUCCCUAGAAGAGAUGUGCUUCAGUGGGGUAGGGAGCAUAGGGACCAAAAGAGUCGAGGAACAACAAUUGGGUAUGGGAUCAUCAGUGACCCCGAUAUCAAUAGAUAGUCUAAUUAUCGAGCCUAAAACAUAUAAUGAUAAGGAAAUGGUAUGGGAUAGGAGUGGCAAGCGAAAGCGCAAGGUGUACAAAACAAAAGAGAAGGAGAUGGAGAAAAAGAUGAAAGACAAAAUCAAGAAUCGGGAGUCUGCUUCACGCUCUCGCGCUAGAAAAGAGGCUUACAGGAUGGAUUUGGAAUGGAGGGUUAAUCAACUUAACAAUGAGAAUACUCGAUUAAAAAGGGAUCUCGAGGAGCUAAGAACAGAGACGCUCCAAAAGCCUAUGGACAAGCAGGAAAAUACCAAUGAUGGAAAGACUGAUCAUGCAUGUCGUCGUUGUAACAGCUGCCCGUUCUAAGAUGUUGCCACUAUCAAAUAGCUGCCAUCCUGCUAUUCUUACCGGUCUUCUUGUAUGGAGUGUAGGCAGCUCAUAAGAGUAACAAUUGCAAGGUGUUUUACUUAUCGAACUUCGGUAGUUUUAAGCUUGAGUAGAAAAAAAAUAAGGAGUACAAAUCAUAAACCUAUCAGCACUUUAUCCCUAAUUGUUGGUUAAUUGUUCUUGAAUAAGUGUAUGUUUUAGUUUAUUUUUGUAAAAAGUCAGUGACAUCUCUUUAUUAAAUCUUAUGACUUUUCAAAGAUCCACCAAACCAAACUCUUGGGACUAACCAUAGUCAUAAGGUGGACUGAACCAAGGAAUUAGUCAUUAACAAUGUAGUGGCAAACUAAGUUCUCCCAAUAGCAUUGCACUGCAUCAAAUAUUGAUUCUCCAUGGUCUGUUUGCACACUUGGAUUAGAGCGUAGUAAUGGGGAUCAUGUAUGUUGGUUGGCGUAAGCACUCCCGAGUACGGAGAAGAUACAUGUUGAUUGAAAAACUAAACCACAUCAGAAACGAUAGAGAUCCUUGUGGUCUUUAAGUGCUCACGAGCCCAUCUACCUAUCAACUUGAAUUUUCGAGAAGCUGAAGCACAAUCCCAUAUCGGAAGUGGUAGGGAUCCUUUAAACACUCAUGAACCCAUCCACCUAUCAACUCGUAUUUUUGAGUGGAACAUUAUCACCAAAGACACCACACUUUAGAAAUAAUUUGUGAUAACUUAAUAAUUUUAUCAUUUUUUUGUUAGAAAUAUUCUGUAUGCAGCCAACCAGCAUGUACAUGGUCAUUGUCCAUUAUAAACAAGCACAACUAGCUAAACCAUUUCAUCAGACAGCUUAGUGGGACAGCCGAUAUGGCAAUGCUAGCAUGGAUACCCAGUGGAUAACUUGAAACAGAAAAAAGGGGGGAUCGUUGAAGCUAGGAAACAGAAAGCAAGUCCCCUCAUCUUCCUCACUUCUCUGCAUCCCCCGUCCUCAAACUCUCAAGGGAGAUCCUCACCCCUUUUCCUUCCUCUUCCGAUUAAAUCACCCCAAGGUUAUUGGUUGAUAUCCACGAUUUAUUUUGCAUAGCAAAGUCUGUUGACGGAUUCCACAAUUAUCAUCUCCAAAGCUAAGCAACAUUAAGCAAACAUUUCAGUUAUAAUCACUUUGGUAAAAACACCUGAAACCAGAACAAAUAAGCUAUCACAUGACGCCACUUUGUUGCAAGAACAUCUCCCAAAAGAACAGCCUCUCGAAGGUGGCGAUGAUCAAUUCACGAAACAAAAGGUGCAAACCAGAUCAUUCGGUUUAUACAUGGCGCAACUGUAAGUUGUGAUAUCACUUUAAAGUCCGAUAGAAAGCUCCAGAAACAUAAUUCUAUGCCUCGGUGCACCAAGGCACAAUUUCUCCUACCCAAGGAAGUUCAUUAUGACCAGAUGGAGCACCAGA
Molecule: messenger RNA, 2272 nt
Organism: Phoenix dactylifera (date palm)
Lineage: Eukaryota; Viridiplantae; Streptophyta; Magnoliopsida; Arecales; Arecaceae
Biological process (GO): positive regulation of DNA-templated transcription
Molecular function (GO): DNA-binding transcription factor activity
Source: RefSeq, a predicted model, not a curated record